AUGUUGGACAUCAACCUCUUUCGUGAAGAGAAAGGCGGGAACCCUGAGAAAAUUAGGGAGUCUCAGCGGCGUCGUUUUGCAAACGCUGAUCUUGUAGACGAGGUCAUCGAGCUCGACAAAGUUUGGCGGCAGCGGCAAUUCGAGUUGGAUGGGUUGAGGACAGAUAGGAACAGGCUAAGCAAAGAGAUUGCCCGCCUCAAAAUUGUGAGUGAAGAUGCAAGUGGAAUGAUUGCCUCUACUGAGGAGAACAAGGAUUUGACUGCCAAGAAAGAGGUACAGGUGCAGGAGGCCCUAGCUGCAGUGCAGUCUAAAUUGACUAUAAUUGGAAACUUAGUUCAUGAUUCGGUUCCAGUUGACAAUAAUGAGGAUAAUAAUGCCAUUAUUAAGUCAUGGGGAGAGAAGAGAACUGAACCAAAGCUGAAGAAUCAUGUGGAGCUUGUUGAGCUUCUUGGAAUUGCAGAUUUAAAGAAAGGUGCAAAUGUAGCGGGAGGCAGAGGUUUCUAUCUCAAAGGGGACGGAGUACGGCUCAAUCAAGCUCUAAUUAACUUGGCUCUUGAUUUUUUGGAGAAGAGGGGCUUUACUGCUUUGCAGACCCCUUUCUUCAUGAGAAAAGAUAUUAUGGCAAAAUGUGCUCAGUUGGCUCAGUUCGAUGAGGAACUUUACAAGGUAAGUGGUGAUGGAGAUGAUAAAUAUCUGAUUGCCACUGCUGAACAACCGCUUUGCGCAUAUCAUCUGGACGAUUGGAUUCACCCUUCGCAACUACCAUUGAGAUAUGCUGGAUACUCGUCGUGCUUCCGCAAAGAAGCGGGUUCACAUGGUCGGGAUACUUUGGGAAUUUUCCGUGUUCAUCAAUUUGAAAAGGUAGAACAAUUCUGUGUAACCAGCCCAAAUGGAAAUGACUCCUGGGAGAUGCAUGAAGAGAUGCUAAAGAAUGCCGAGGAUUUCUACAAACUGCUGAAUAUUCCGUACCAAGUCGUGUCGAUCGUCUCAGGGGCACUGAAUGAUGCUGCUGCUAAGAAGUAUGACCUGGAAGGAUGGUUCCCGGCAUCAAAGACAUACAGAGAACUCGUUUCGUGCUCGAACUGCACUGACUAUCAGUCAAGGAGAUUAGAAGUCCGAUAUGGGCAGAAGAGUAACGACAAAGCUAAGGAAUACGUGCACAUGCUGAACUCUACACUGACGGCAACCGAGAGGACGAUGUGCUGCAUCCUGGAGAACAACCAGAAAGAGGAUGGAGUUGAGAUACCCGAGGCCCUAAGAAGCUUCAUGGGCGGGAAGGCUUUCAUUCCUUUCAAAAACAACAAUUCUCUGUCUCUAGGUUCGUCAAGGUCAAGGUUAGAUUUGGAAACAUGUUCUACAACGCUAGAUAUAUCUUGGAAAGGAUCAAUAGCUGGCAGAGAAUCCUCUCGAAUAGACACAAGAAGCGUGAAUGCCAAACAUGAUCGACGAAGAAGAAGCGUCGGACCGACGUUGCCGUGCACAUGCACCUCCCCCCAGAGAUGGCUCCUCGUCGAACAUAGGCAGGCCAUCGUAUUCCUGGACGUCGUUCUCGUUGCUGAGCAGCGGAAUCGCCCAACUGACUCGAGCUCGCCAGAUGAAAAUUAUCUCAGCCCGCCACCAGACCUAGCACCUUCUAAAAGUCCUGCAGCCAUUGGAGAGCGCCUGAACUGGACACCAAUGAACACGCCAAUGUUGGGCCCACCGUUGCAGGCGACCCUGCGUGCGCUGCUGGAGAAAGGCGGUAGUGGCCCGUCGCGCGAGUUGUUGCUCCACGAGAAGGGCGCAUUGAUGUGCGUGAGAGAUCGAGUCGUGAACACAUAA
This is a messenger RNA of Striga hermonthica, 1821 nucleotides long. NCBI's taxonomy places the organism in Eukaryota, Viridiplantae, Streptophyta, Magnoliopsida, Lamiales, Orobanchaceae. The record is from the annotation of a GenBank genome assembly.